Messenger RNA from Penicillium bovifimosum, 1113 nucleotides. RefSeq lists its product as uncharacterized. Gene Ontology annotation, molecular function: dioxygenase activity. The record is from RefSeq and is a predicted model, not a curated record. NCBI's taxonomy places the organism in Eukaryota, Fungi, Ascomycota, Eurotiomycetes, Eurotiales, Aspergillaceae. Bases 1 to 1113 code for a protein of 370 amino acids. The transcript is spliced from 4 exons.
AUGGCAACAUUGACCGAACCUCCAGCUCCGGUUCCUACUGCAGUUGAUAUACCCACCUACCACCAGAUACCAGAGACCUCGGCUGAUCUGGACUGGGCAGACCUCGCCACCUUAGACCUUUCUCAGUUUGACCAGCCUGGUGGCAAGUCGCAGUUAGCGAAGCAACUUUUCGAGGCUAUUCAGAAGAUUGGCUUCUUCUAUAUCAUCAAUUUUGGCCUCACCCAGGAAGAAGUCGACCGCCAAUUCUCCAUUGGCAGAGAGAUCUUCAAUCUCCCACUAGAGGAGAAACUCAAGUUCCGCGCAGAACUUGAAAAAGGUGGCUACAAUGGCUACAAGCCAAGUGGUCUUCGAGAAAUCAGCCCGGGCGUCUUUGACAACACCGAGAUCUUCAACAUCCCAAAGUUUAUCCCCGCCCUGGAGCGUCCCCAGCCGGAGAUCGUGAAUAAGAACCGACCUAUCAUUGAAGGCUUCGCACGCCAUAUUCAUGAUGAAAUCGUGCGCAAACUCCUCACUCUGUUCGCCAUCAUACUCGAGCUCCCUGAGGACUAUUUCCUCAAGGUACAUCGCUACGAGGAGAAGAGCGACUGCCACCUACGGUACAUGAAGUACCACCGCCGCACCGAAGAAGAGAACAAGAAGUCAAACGGCAUCUGGUCCAAGGGCCACACCGACUUCGGCAGCUUGACCCUGCUAUUCCGCCAGCCAGUUGCCGCGCUGCAGGUCCGUACCCCUGAGGGCGCAUGGAAGUGGGUGAAGCCGUACCCGGGUAGCAUCACGGUGAACCUUGCCGACUCGCUUCAUUUCCUCACCAAUGGCUUCCUCAAGAGCAGCGUUCACCGCGUCGUCGCACCUCCGCCUGAUCAGAGGGAUGUAGACCGUCUGGGUGUGCUGUACUUUGUCCGUCCCGAGGACGAUCUCGAACUGCGGCCGGUGGUGAGUCAAGUGCUACAGCGCCUGGGGUAUGAUCAGAUCACGGACAAUAGUGCGGUUGGCAUCACUGCUGGUGACUGGGUCAAGGCUAGAGUGGCCAAGGGAGUUGACAGAGGUGUGGCACGGAGCGACGUUGGGGACCAACCUAUCCUCAAUGGGGUUGUGGCUAAAUACUACGACUAG